This is a messenger RNA of Drosophila elegans, 417 nucleotides long. RefSeq lists its product as uncharacterized. The coding region runs from base 26 to 337 and encodes 103 amino acids. Lineage: Eukaryota; Metazoa; Arthropoda; Insecta; Diptera; Drosophilidae. Gene Ontology annotation, molecular function: chitin binding. The record is from RefSeq and is a predicted model, not a curated record. The transcript has a single exon.
GAUCAUUCCAGCAACCCAGCACAAGAUGAAGUUCCUGCCCCUGUUCGCUGUGUUCCUAAUCCUCGCCUGCUCCUCCCCUUGCCAUGGAGCCGCUGUGGCCAAGCCCACUGGUCAGCCUGGCUGCCAAACGGAAGAGGAACUGACGGUGGCCUUCUAUCCCCACUUCUUGCUGAAGAGCUCCUUCUGGAUUUGCUCCACCCAGGGCGUUCCGGCCACCCUCGGCCAGUGUCCCAUUCCCACCGCCUGGCUGGACUCCGUCAAGGCCUGUGUGCCCUGGCCCCAGUGGACCUGGUCACCCACCGCCCUUCCGCCCAGUCAGCCCGAAAUUGCUGCCUAGAACUGGAAUUAAGCAAAUCCAGUGCUUACAAAAUAAUUGUAAUAAUAUUAAAAAGAAAAACGCUUUUACCACUCUGCAAA